UUCAGAGGAUUGACGCCCGCCUCUCUGUUGUUAGUAGGAUAGGCAUGCCAUUGCUUGGAAUUAUCCAAAACCCAAUUUCAAUUUAUAGAAAGGAAAAAGAAAAAAAAAAUUGCUUGGAAUUAGCCGAAGCCCAAUUUCAAUUUAUAGAAAGAAAAAAUAAAAUAAAAUAAAAAGAAAAACCAGUGGAACCUUACCACGUUUAUAUUAUAGUAUUAUACCAUCACCCUAGUGAAUUUUGGUCUAAAGUCAAGUUCAAGACUGGUACUUUGAGAAGAAAUAGCCUAAGGUCAUUCUAAAAUGAAAUAGGCCAAGCCCAAGCCCAAGCCCAAGCCCAUAUAAUCCCCAAACCCAUUGUCCGUCUAAUCCGUCUCUCUCUGUGUGCCCUCCAACCCCUCCCUCCCUCAGUCCAGACAUUUCCAAGCAAGCCAAAUCGGCGGCUACCAAAACGCCGACAACACUCUCUUACGACGGUUGCAAUUAGUCGAUUUCCAAGCAGUUUAGUGAAACGUCACACAAGUGAUGGAUUCAAUUCCAAAACGGCGGCGGGAGCAUACUGAGGAAGUGAAUGUGGAAGGUAAUGAAGACAGGAUUAGUAACUUACCAACAAGUCUUAUAGGCCAUAUCCUCUCUUUCCUUCCAACAAAGAAUGCAGUUGCAACUAGUGUCUUGUCUACCAAAUGGAAGUACCUCUGGACCUCAAUCGCUACUCUAGACUUUGAUGACGGGUUGGUAGAUGUAUGGCCAACUCCUCGGAAGAGUCGCAAACAAAGACAAAGUUUAGUGGAAACGAGCUUCAUAAAUUUUGUCUACCGAGUACUCACACGUAAUGUAUCAGAUUUGCAGAAAUUCCAUCUGAAAUGUACUCGGAGUUAUGAUGUUUCACAUGUUAACAUAUGGAUUUCAACUGCACUGUCACGUAAUCCUCGUGAACUUCAUCUUUCACAUAUUGGGAAUUUACCUCGUGAGCUUUUUACUUCUACAAGUCUGGUGGUACUUAAACUGGUUAGUUCAUGGUGUCGGACAAUUGUUCUCAGUGUUCCUAUUGGUUCAUGGUGUCGCACAAUUGUUCUCAAUGUUCCUACUUUGGUUUGUCUACGGUCUCUUAAAAUUCUCGUUAUUGAUUAUUUUAAAUUUUUGGAUGAUGACUCAAUCUAUCGGCUCUGUUCUAGUUGCCCUGUACUUGAAGAUUUGUCCAUAGGAAACUGUGAUUUGGGAAAUAUCAGUGUUCUUAACAUUUCUGCUCCCAAUCUUAGGUUUUUAACUAUAAAUUGCUGGACUUCUUGUUAUCAAUUUGGAUGUUCCUGUGAUUCCGAUUGUAAGUACAAGAUUGUGCUUAAUACGCCAAAUCUUCAACACCUCAAAUACAAAGACUUCGCAGCAAAAGGCUAUUCAAUGAGUAAAUUAGAUGCUCUUGUCAAAGCUGACAUUAGUUUCGUAGAAAGAUGUUGUGGUGUUCGUGAUCGAUCUAUUGAAAAACUUGCUAAGGCAGAUUUUUUUAAAAGAAUGACUAAAGUUCAGUGGCUUCGUUUAUCUAUUGAUUCUAUAGAGGUCUUCGAGUUGUGGAGAUUACUACAGUGUCGCCAUUUGAUUUAUUUGGAGCUCGGUAAUCAGCACCAAUAUGUUGGAUGGAAACUACUACUGGAUAUUGUUGAAAGAUUGCCACUGCUGGAAACUCUUAUUUUUGGGGGACUUUCACGAGAGGGAAACCAGACGACAUCCUGUUGGUAUCAACCUCCAAACGUGCCUUCUUGUUUGUUGUAGAAAAUUGAAAUUAAGCUAUUCGAAGGGAAGAGUGGUGAGCUGAAAAUGGCAGAGUAUUUCUUGAUGAAUUCAAGAUAUUUGGAGACACUGAUGAUUCAUCCUCGUCGGGGUGAAGAGUUGGAGAUUUGCAAAAAGCUAUUGAUGUUACCAAGGGGCAACAAAGACUUGCCGAGUCGAGGUUCUCUGAUAUUUUCGUAUGUCACCUCUUUUGGAGAAAUUAUAUUUUGUGAGAUGAAGGGAGUGGGUGUGGUUAAGAUUUUAUCUUGUUUCCUGCUUCCAUUUGUUUCUACUGGUAAGCAGUAGAGUAGUAAAACAGUAGUUGCUUCUGUUUAGUUUAUUAGUUAGUUUUUGGCAAUAACAUAUUAUUAGCUGUUACAUUUUGCCCGCAGCAUUCCCUGGAAUAGCCUGGACUUGCAGCAUUCUAUGUUAUGUUUACUGUCAAUGAGAUAUCAAGGACUGGAAACAUAGAUAUUAAGGCCCGUUUAGCAUGCGUUUUGUAUUGGUUAAAAUAGAAACAAUGUUUUUGCUAUAGAAGUGUUUUG
This is a messenger RNA of Cornus florida, 2303 nucleotides long. Its product is annotated as F-box/LRR-repeat protein At3g26922-like. The record is from RefSeq and is a predicted model, not a curated record. Bases 520 to 1761 code for a protein of 413 amino acids. Gene Ontology annotation, molecular function: protein binding. The transcript has 4 exons. NCBI's taxonomy places the organism in Eukaryota, Viridiplantae, Streptophyta, Magnoliopsida, Cornales, Cornaceae.